AUGUUGAACAUGAGCCUUGUUAUGAUCAGUGAGAAUGUAAAGCUGGCCCGUGAAUAUGCCUUACUGGGAAAUUAUGACUCUGCGAUGGUCUACUACCAGGGAGUUCUUGACCAAAUGAAUAAGUGUCUCUACUCUGUCAGAGAUACGUAUCUGCAACAGAAAUGGCAACAGGUUUGGCAACAGUUAAGUGUGGAAGCUAAGCAUGUGAAAGAUAUAAUGAAAACACUAGAGAGUUUUAAACUAGACAGUACUCCAUUGAAAGCUUCACAACAAGAAUUACCAGCUCAUGAUGCAGAAGUCUGGUCUUUGCCAAAAAAAAACGAAAUAUUCCUGAACUUAAACUUAACUGAUGGACCUUCGCCAGGACCCAGAAAACGUCAGUCUGCUCAGUGCAGUGAUUGCAGAGGUCACAGUAAUCGUGUAAGUGCGGCUGUCAGAGGCUCUCACCGACCAUCCUCUCGAAAUCCCAGUGAUAAAGGGAAGGCGGUCCGCAGCCGGGAAAAAAAGGAUCAGCAAAAUAAAGGAAAAGAAGAAAAGAACAAAUCCACAUCUGAGAUUUCAGAGUCUGAACCAAAGAAAUUUGAUAGUACUGGAUAUGAUAAAGAUUUAGUAGAAGCUUUGGAAAGAGAUAUAAUUUCUCAGAAUCCCAACAUUCGAUGGGAUGACAUUGCUGAUUUAGUAGAAGCCAAAAAGCUGCUUAAGGAAGCGGUAGUUUUACCGAUGUGGAUGCCGGAGUUUUUUAAGGGAAUUAGAAGACCAUGGAAGGGUGUGCUGAUGGUCGGUCCUCCUGGUACCGGAAAGACCCUCCUUGCAAAAGCUGUAGCCACUGAAUGCAAGACUACUUUUUUCAACGUUUCUUCUUCCACACUUACCUCAAAAUACAGAGGAGAAUCUGAGAAACUUGUUCGUCUACUGUUUGAAAUGGCUCGAUUUUACGCCCCGACAACUAUAUUUAUUGAUGAGAUAGACUCUAUUUGUAGUCGCAGGGGAACCUCAGAGGAACAUGAAGCGAGCCGACGUGUGAAGGCAGAACUGCUAGUUCAAAUGGAUGGUGUUGGAGGGGCUACUGAAAAUGAUGAUCCUUCCAAGAUGGUCAUGGUACUCGCUGCUACUAAUUUUCCUUGGGAUAUUGAUGAAGCCCUAAGACGGAGACUAGAAAAGAGAAUUUACAUUCCUUUACCAUCAGCAAAAGGUAGAGAGGAACUCCUAAGAAUAAAUCUGCGAGAGCUGGAACUGGCUGAUGAUGUUGACCUUGCAAAUAUAGCUGAGAAAAUGGAGGGUUAUUCAGGUGCAGACAUUACCAACGUAUGCAGAGAUGCGUCACUGAUGGCUAUGAGAAGGCGUAUUGAAGGCUUGACACCAGAAGAAAUAAGAAACCUUUCCCGAGAUGAAAUGCACAUGCCGACAACUAUGGAAGACUUUGAAAUAGCUUUGAAGAAAGUUUCUAAAUCUGUAUCUGCUGCGGACAUUGAGAAAUACGAGAAAUGGAUAGUUGAAUUUGGAUCAUGCUGAGUUGUCUUAUCUUGAAGAAACCACCUUGCAUCUUAAAACAGCUUUAGAAGUAGAGUGUCAGUGCACUGCCUGCUCUUUUUAACUUUUAAUUUAAGAGCAACAGUUGUCGAAAUAAAUUUUUUUAAAAUGCAAA
This is a messenger RNA of Cariama cristata (Red-legged seriema), 1645 nucleotides long. RefSeq names its product katanin p60 (ATPase containing) subunit A 1 (gene KATNA1). Gene Ontology annotation, biological process: microtubule severing. Gene Ontology annotation, cellular component: microtubule cytoskeleton. Gene Ontology annotation, molecular function: ATP binding; microtubule binding; ATP hydrolysis activity. NCBI's taxonomy places the organism in Eukaryota, Metazoa, Chordata, Aves, Cariamiformes, Cariamidae. Bases 1 to 1512 code for a protein of 503 amino acids. The transcript has 11 exons. The record is from RefSeq and is a predicted model, not a curated record.